Lepisosteus oculatus (spotted gar) is the source of this 1992-nucleotide messenger RNA. Lineage: Eukaryota; Metazoa; Chordata; Actinopteri; Semionotiformes; Lepisosteidae. The record is from RefSeq and is a predicted model, not a curated record.
UAUUAUCCUUUAAACUAACACGCACAAGAUGAGUUCUGAUUAACGAUCAAUAUUGUUAAACCAAGAUAUUUCCUUUCCAAGAAAUCAUCAUGCACUAGAGCAUAUUAGUCCUUUCAAAUGUAUAACAAUAGUAAGCUUUCAAAAUGCAAUAGUAGUUGAAUCCCCUUUUAUUUUGUUAACCGUGUUCCCCUUUAUAACGCCUAAAUUGUAUUGCUGUCUUCCAAAACGGAGGUUUAUUCAAAUAAUGACACUGGAAUUUAAGGAUCCUAAAACUAUAAAUGUAUACAACUGUCAAAUCUAAACCAGUUUUAUAAAAACUUGUCCGGUAAUAGCACGCGAAGUUUAUUAAAAUUGAGUGAUACCUCACACUCAGUCCCGUACGAGAAAUUUUUAAUAAUUUGACAAUUUUUCUAUUUUUUUUUCUGUUAAUACAAGCAAAAACUAUUCUGCAUUUUAAAGUUUUUCAGCCCUUACAUCCUAUUUAAACGAAGCCCCGCUCCCAUGUGUCAUCGCGGUAAAACAGCUAGGCGGGUAGUUCCACCGUUCAGCACCAGGGGGAGAUUUCUUCGGGUGGAGCAACGUGUAAUGGCUGUGGCCAUGUCUGGGAAGGAUGUUACUGGUUACCUUCAGCAGCAGCAGGAGGAAUUUGGAAAUACUGAAGGCGAAAGAUGGAAGAAGCUGGAAACUAUGUACAAUAAGAAAUUUUGGCAUCAGCUCACUAUGGAAUUGCUAGAUUUUGUUCAGAGUCCAGCAUUCGCCACUGGUGACAGGAUCAUCAAGCUGUAUGAGAAUUUCGUUAGCGACUUUGAACACAGAAUCAAUCCGCUGUCACUGGUAGAGAUCAUUUUGCUGGUGGUGCGUCAGAUUUCUGAAUCUGAAAAUGCAUUGGUUCUACUGGAAAAAACCAAAGAAAAGGUCAAAAAUAACACUGAAGCUGUCAUUCUGUGCUUCACAGCAAUAGCAGCUAUCAAAUUAAAAACCGGAGAUCUGCCAGCAACCAAAAAAAUCCUGAAUGAAGUUGAGGAAAUGUUGGAUAAACUGCCUGGAGUCACCUCCCUUCACAGCCGUUUCUAUGACACCUCCAGCAGUUACUACCAAGUCAUGGGAGAACAUGCUGCUUACUACAGAGAGGCCUUGCGCUACCUAGGCUGUAUUGACCUACAGGAGCUUUCAGUGGAUGCACAGCAACAGAAGGCCUUCACUCUUGGUCUGGCGGCACUUCUUGGCGAUGGAGUAUAUAAUUUUGGGGAACUGCUGAUGCACCCCAUCUUGGAGUCACUACGGAGCGGGGAUAAAAAGUGGCUCAUUGACACACUGUACGCAUUCAACAGUGGGAAUGUGGAGGACUUCUGUGACCUUAAAAGCUUUUGGGGCAAUCAGGAGACUGAUCUGGCCUUGAAUGAGAGCAAACUGAUGGAAAAACUACAGCUGCUGUGCCUUAUGGAGAUGGUAUUUACCAGACCAGCUCAUCACCGACAGAUUACCUUCCAGGAAAUUGCAAAGGAAACCAAGCUGCCCAUCACUGAGGUCGAGCUCCUUGUAAUGAAAGCCCUGUCUAAUGGUCUAGUCAAGGGGAGUAUUGAUGAAGUUGACAGGAAAGUGCACCUCACUUGGGUUCAGCCUAGAGUAAUGGAUUUAAAACAGAUUUCUGAAAUGAAGGACCGUCUAGAGAAUUGGUGCGGGAGCAUCAGGAAGACUUCUGUGCUGGUGGAGAACCAUGCUCAUGAAGUCCUUGGAUAAGGGGUGAUUGAUCACAGAUGUUUAUGUUAGCAGUGUUCGGUGUUACCAGGAAAUAAUUAAGGGCUUUUCAGACACCAGUUUAUACCGCUGAAGCAGAUUAAUGUAUGUCCUGCUUUUUAUUAUUAAAGAAUUAGAUCCAAGCUCUGUCUUUCUGAUUAUUUGUUUGACGGUGUGCUCAUUGUUCCCAGUGCUCCUUUUAAAGGUGUUUGAAUUUAGAGUAUGUUAAAUAAAAACGGCAAGAAAACAACUGAA